CUCACAACUCAGUGUUUACUGUUUCCAGUGUGCAGAUAGUGGAUUCACCGGUUCAAGAUCACUCUCUCUAUUUACUCCACAAGAAACUACUUGAAGAACUACAUCAUGGUAAGUCUUUUCUUUACACAUAUAUUUAGGUUUUACUCAACGUGUUUGGCUCUGGGCCUGAAACUUGUUUCUGCUCUUUGAGUCCACAGUUCUGAGAAGAUUGUUUUUAUGUCAUUACCCACAAGUUUCUCUCUCCUAUCCUUCCUCAUGUUUCUAAUUUCCCUCUUUGUCUAUUCUCCUUUUCUCUGUCUAGGUGCUUGAUUGUGAAGAAAUAGAUGUGAUGCUGGAGAAGUACUACCUGUCACCAUUCUAUGCCAUAGAGUUCUGCAUUGGUUUCCCUGGCAACCUUAUAGUUGUACUUGGUUACAUGUUUUGUUUGCAGAAGUGGCAGAGUUACAACAUUUAUCUCUUCAACCUAGCGGUGUCAGACAUGAUUUUCCUCUGCACACUGCCACGCCUCUCAUACCUCUAUGCAAACCACCAAUCAGAGACCAAUCCACAUGCUUGCAUUAUCAACCGUUAUGUCCUGCAUGUCAAUUUGUACUCGUCCAUCCUCUUUAUGGUUUGGCUCAGCAUGGAUCGCUUCCUGCUCAUACGGCAUCCGACACGGGUCCUUUACCUGCAGAGCUGCCAAGCUGCUCUGAUCAUCACAGUGCUGAGCUGGCUUGUUGUCAAUGCGCAAGUUGCUCCAAUGAUAACGCUGAUGAUCCAUGACCUACAGAGUAACAACUCAAGCAAGUGCAACGAUUUUGCCAGCCUUAAAGGAGACAUCAAUCCACUGGGGUACAGCCUAGGUCUAACCGUGACUGGCUACAUCAUCCCUCUGCUUGGGCUUUGCAGUUUCUCUUACCAAAUUGCCCGUCUCCUCUGUGUCCAGGAGAGAGCUAUACAGCGCAGCACAACAUCUUACAAACGACCUCUGAGGGUUGUUACAUCAGCAGCAGCCAUGUUUCUGAUUCUUUACACUCCUUACCAUGUGUUGAGGAAUGUAAGAAUCGCAUCAAAACAGGGCUGGGACUGGCUGACACCAUGUACGAAGAUGCACAUCGAGGCUCUGUACAUCAUGACCCGUCCUUUGGCCUUCUUUCACAGUGUCAUCAAUCCUGUCUUUUUCCUUGUCAUGGGUGACAAGUUCAGAGAGCUUUUAUUUUCUAAGCUUAGAAAGCUGGUCGUAAAAACACAGCAGCAAAGAAAACCAGCCACAGGAAGUCCAUCACAGGAACAAACGGACGACAACCAAACACAUCAAUCAGCUAGAUCUUUGAAUUCUGAGUAA
This is a messenger RNA of Xyrichtys novacula (pearly razorfish), 1324 nucleotides long. NCBI's taxonomy places the organism in Eukaryota, Metazoa, Chordata, Actinopteri, Labriformes, Labridae. The record is from the annotation of a GenBank genome assembly.